Copidosoma floridanum is the source of this 2358-nucleotide messenger RNA. It is a transcript of the gene Alas, whose product is annotated as 5-aminolevulinate synthase. The record is from RefSeq and is a predicted model, not a curated record. NCBI's taxonomy places the organism in Eukaryota, Metazoa, Arthropoda, Insecta, Hymenoptera, Encyrtidae. Gene Ontology annotation, molecular function: 5-aminolevulinate synthase activity; pyridoxal phosphate binding. Gene Ontology annotation, cellular component: mitochondrion; mitochondrial matrix. Gene Ontology annotation, biological process: hemoglobin biosynthetic process; heme biosynthetic process; erythrocyte development.
GAGGCAAUGCUACCAACGUUCUCUUUGAGGUAAGCGAUAUAGGAAAUUUUGAUGCGCUUCGAUCCAGAGAGAAAUACUGAUUAACUGUGCGAUAGUGAUUUCCGAAGUAAUUACGAGCAAAAGUGCUCGAAACUUUUCCUGCACAGCAAUAAAAGAGAAAAAAAAAAAAAAAAAAACAAAAGCUCGAAGCGUUAUGAGAUAAGGAACACACACUUCGAUGACACUCCUGCCAGCUUAAACUUUCACUUCAGUCGCAUUCGUGCGUUGGCUCGGUGAGAACCUCCGUCAGCUCCCCCAUAUCUCGCUCUUAUUUCAUAACACACAUCCUACCCUUCUCUUUUUUUCCCCAUCUCUUUUCCUCUCCGGCGGUCAAUCGAGGGCUUACUCAACCGAGUCGACCGAAAGACUUUCGAUCUCUCCUCGCUCCACUUUCGUAAAACUGCCUGCACCGAGCGGUCAGCCACGCACCUUCACAAUAAUACCUACGCAAGCUUAAGUAUAUAUGCACCUUUGCACAUCGAAUACAAGCAAAUGUAAAUUGUUCUCGCGACUCUUUGACCUCUCCGUUUUUUUCUUUUCGUGCAUCAUAUUUGCCAUUGUAAUCUUCGAAUCGGCCACAAAGUAAAACGAAAAAUGCCGUGCCCGUUCUUGUCUCGUCUCUCGGCCAACGUCGUUCGUAAUUAUGGGGCCUCGGUUGUCAUGAAUUACCGACAACACUGCCCGGUAAUGUCGAGGCUGUCGAGCACUCUGAGCGAACCUCAACAGCUGGAGCUCGUGGAAGCUGCCGCAGCUGCAAUCGAGUCCUCGAAAGCUUCGCUUCCUGAUCCUAGUGCGAGCAAGUGUCCUUUCCUGUCCAAGGAACGCGAGGCUAUUAAGGAGGCGAGUCUGGCUGUAAAGGAGGACGUCAUCGAUUUGGCCCAGAGUCCCCAAGAGAAGGAAAAAAUCUUUCCCUACGAGGAGUUUUUCGAUCAACAAAUUUUACGCAAGAAAAAAGACCACUCGUACAGGGUUUUUAAAAAAGUCAACCGCUUAGCGCAAGAGUUUCCCGCUGCCUUAGAAUAUUCUUGGGGCGAAAAGCCCAUCACAGUGUGGUGCUCAAAUGAUUAUCUCGGCAUGUCUCGGCACCCGGAAGUCACCGGUGCCGUUCGACAAGCACUGGACAAGUACGGAGCUGGUGCAGGUGGCACCAGAAAUAUAUCCGGCAACUCAAUGGGCCACGAGAUUUUGGAAAAACGAUUGGCCUCGUUGCAUCAAAAAGAAGCUGGACUUCUUUUCACGUCUUGCUUUGUCGCCAAUGACUCGACCUUGUUUACGCUGGCCAAGAGCCUUCCAGGCUGUCAUAUUUUCUCAGAUGCUGGUAAUCAUGCCUCAAUGAUACAAGGAAUCAGAAACAGCAGCGUACCAAAGCACAUUUUCCGGCAUAACGACGUUGCCCACUUGGAAGAGCUUUUGGCAAAAGUUGAUAAAAACGUGCCGAAAAUAGUAGCAUUUGAAACAGUGCAUUCGAUGACUGGGGACAUUUCUCCACACGAGCAGCUGUGCGACGUAGCUCACAAAUAUGGCGCGUUAACGUACGUUGAUGAGGUGCACGCUGUCGGUCUCUACGGUCACCAUGGAGCUGGCAUUGGCGAAAGGGACUUGUGCUCGCACAAAAUGGACAUAAUAUCUGGUACUCUCGGAAAAGCUUUCGGUAAUGUCGGAGGAUAUAUCGUUGGCACAGCGAAAUUGGUAGAUAUGGUAAGAAGUUACGCAGCAGGUUUCAUAUUCACGACAUCCCUGCCGCCAACUGUUUUGUACGGAGCUUUAAGCUCAAUUGAAAUACUCGCUUCGGAGGAAGGUCGAGCUUUGAGAAAGACUCAUCAAAAGACGGUUGCCUACAUGAAAUCUAAUCUCAGUGCUGCCGGACUUCCCAUUAUUCCGUCGCCUUCGCACAUCAUCCCGAUAAAAAUAGGAGAUCCGCUUUUGUGUAAUCAAAUUGCCGACACGAUGUUGAAAGAAAAGGGCCAUUAUGUUCAAGCAAUAAAUUAUCCUACUGUGGCAAAAGGCGAGGAAAGACUUCGAAUAGCUCCUACUCCAAAACAUUCAGAAGAAAUGGUUGACGAAUUUGUAAAGGAUGCGUUAGAAGUUUUUGACCGUUUGGAUGUUCCAAUGGAUAAAGUCGAAAAACCGAUUGAAAUGCUGUCAAGACCAAUUUUGGUGUAUUGACAUAAUUUGUAAUAAAUGUUGUUUUUAUAUAUUAUAAAUUAUAACAUAAUAACGAAAUCUUUACAUUCGUACUGUUAUCAUUAGGUUGAGGAAUCUUAUGAUUCGGACUUGAGGUAAAAAUUUAUUUUAAUAUGUAAAAUGAUAUUAANAAAA